Molecule: messenger RNA, 1160 nt
Organism: Punica granatum (pomegranate)
Lineage: Eukaryota; Viridiplantae; Streptophyta; Magnoliopsida; Myrtales; Lythraceae
Source: RefSeq, a predicted model, not a curated record
CGAUCCGCUAGCAGCCUCGAGUCGAUAUUUUUUUACGUACUUCCUGAUCAACUCCGCCUCGAACCGGAAAAAGCCUGGCGGAACCGCUUUCCUUUUUUAGCAAGUGGGGGGUGGCGGUUCCCAAACGGGCCCUUCACUAUUCACUUUCUUCCAUCAACUGUUGUACAGUGUGGAAUCAAAGCACCGCCAAGAAGAAAAAGCAACAGAGCUCCACCGGCGUAAUAUCUUCGCUUCCUUCCACCGCCGGCCGUUCAGGAUGAGCUUCCUCUUCGGCCAGAGAAAGACUCCCGCAGGCACGUUCGUCCUAAUUGUGUCGUAUCGAUUCCUCUUUGAGCUUCUGCGGGAAAAUAAACGAAUGAUAGAUAAGUCCAUUAGGGAGAUAGAGAGGGAACGACAAGGCCUGCAAGCACAGGAAAAGAAGCUCAUCGUAGAUAUAAAGAAACAUGCCAAACAAGGGCAGAUGGGGGCUGUCAGGGUAAUGGCCAAGGACCUUAUAAGAACAAGACAUCAGAUUGAGAAAUUUUAUAAGCUCAAAUCACAACUUCAGGGGGUUUCCCUGAGAAUUCAGACUUUAAAAUCAACUCAAGCAAUGGGCCAGGCUAUGAAGGGUGUUACCAAGGCAAUGGGACAGAUGAAUAGGCAGAUGAACCUGCCGUCAUUGCAGAAGAUAAUGCAAGAAUUUGAGAGACAAAACGAGCGAAUGGAAUUGGUGAGUGAGGUUAUGGGAGAUGCCAUAGAUGAUGCCAUGGAGGGUGAUGAAGAAGAGGAAGAAACUGAAGAGCUAGUGAAUCAGGUGCUGGAUGAAAUCGGAAUUGACAUGAACUCGGAGCUUCUAAAUGCACCCUCGGGAGCUGUUGCUGCGCCGGCUGCGAAGAACAAAGUUGCUCAAGCUGAAUCGGCAGCAGGAACUGGAGAAGGCGGUAUAGACGAGGACUUGCAGGCAAGGUUGGAUAAUCUAAGAAGAAUGUAAAAUUUGUCAGAGACGAGAGAAUACGUUGUUACAGUGCGAUUAUGAGACAUUAAGAGAGUUGAGAACCUAUAACAUUAUUAUAGAUCGAUGUACUCCAUGGAUAAUUGUGAUUCUUUUGUAUAUGAAAUGUUGUGCCGCUAAUAAAAGAAACACUGCCUCAUGUAUCGGAGCAAGGGGCAAUAUUCGCUUA